CCCGGCUGCACAGAACAAACAGUUGGUUUUUGUUGUUUUCUUCGCCAGUCCACCAGCACUGGUAUACGCGGAUUACUGCGGCAAUCUGUUAACGAUGCGCAACUUUUCCUUGGCCUUUUUACUGGCCGGGGCGCUGUCCCUGGUGCUCCUCCCUCUCAUUGACGCCCGCGGCGGCGGCGGUGGCUUUGGAGGUGGUGGCCGCGGCGGAUUCGGUGGGUUCGGAGGAUUCGGUGGCGGCCGCGGUUUCGGCGGGGGAUUCGGCCGCGGCGGCUGGGGCGGCGGUCGCGGUCUGUGGGGCGGCGGCUGGGGCGGUCUCGGCUGGGGCGGAUGGGGCUGGGGCGGCGGCUGGGGAUGGCCGAUGUGGGGCGGCUGGGGCUGGGGUGGUGAUUGGGGCUGGCCGUACUACGGCGGUUUCGGUGGAUGGGGUUGGGGCGGUGGCUGGGGCGGUGGCUGGGGACGUCGUCGUCGCGGCGGUUGGGGCCGAGGACGUGGUCGCUGGGGCGGUUAACCUAAUGGUUUUCGCUGCCAGUUAUAUAUAUGCCACCACUCUCCCGUUUUCGCUCAAUCCGAUGACCAAUUUCGACUGUUUCGGUUGUUCUACGCGGAGUAGGACCGGUUCGUUAUUAGUAAAUUUGUUGUAGAAUUGUUGACCAGGUUAUGGCCCAUGGGGCGAUGUACAAUUCACAUUGUUAAUUAACACCGGCAUCGUACGCUGUACGCAUGCGUCGCUCUCUCCCGGCACGCAUCGCCUCGGCUGCGACUCGAUCCUGUUGUGUAUGACUGUUUUUUAGAAUCUAAUUCCUACUCGUAGCUGUUUCCUUGCUGCUUUUUACAAAUCUGUGCAUGCUGAUCUUCAGCAAAUGCAUAGAAUACGUGUACUCGUACUGUAUUUUAAUUGUUGGGGAUUUUACAGUAUGUACUUACAAUUACUGACGGUUGCGGAAAUAAAACAAAAUAAUUAAUAA
Molecule: messenger RNA, 965 nt
Organism: Paramacrobiotus metropolitanus
Lineage: Eukaryota; Metazoa; Tardigrada; Eutardigrada; Parachela; Macrobiotidae
Product: acanthoscurrin-2-like
Exons: 3
Coding region: 95-508 (137 amino acids)
Source: RefSeq, a predicted model, not a curated record